This is a messenger RNA of Manduca sexta (tobacco hornworm), 378 nucleotides long. Its product is annotated as serine/threonine-protein kinase BRSK2-like. Lineage: Eukaryota; Metazoa; Arthropoda; Insecta; Lepidoptera; Sphingidae. The record is from RefSeq and is a predicted model, not a curated record. The annotation marks the transcript as partial. The transcript has 3 exons. Gene Ontology annotation, biological process: intracellular signal transduction; microtubule cytoskeleton organization; protein phosphorylation. Gene Ontology annotation, molecular function: tau-protein kinase activity; protein serine/threonine kinase activity; ATP binding. Gene Ontology annotation, cellular component: cytoplasm.
GUGGAACGGGAGAUAGCUAUCAUGAAACUGAUAGAACACCCACACGUGCUCGGACUGUCCGAUGUGUAUGAAAAUAAAAAAUAUUUGUAUUUAGUACUUGAACACGUGAGUGGUGGAGAACUCUUCGAUUACUUAGUAAAGAAAGGUCGACUAACUCCUAAAGAAGCGAGACGUUUCUUUAGGCAAAUCAUAUCCGCUUUGGACUUUUGCCAUAGUCAUUCUAUUUGCCACAGAGACCUCAAGCCAGAAAAUCUGUUGUUAGACGAGAGGAAUAAUAUAAAAAUAGCAGAUUUCGGCAUGGCCUCCCUUCAACCUGCGGGCUCACUGCUCGAGACCUCUUGCGGGAGUCCACAUUACGCUUGCCCAGAAGUCAUUAGG